UGUUCCGUAGGCGCAGCAAGCAAGCGAGCGGAAGAAGAAGUAGAAGCAAUAGCGGAAAGCGUACCAGGGGCAGAGCAAUCAACGAACGAAGCGGGCGAGAUAAAUCCGUGUCGGUUGUCCGUCCGUGCCCGUCCGCGGAGCAAUUCGCGGCAUAGUUUGGGUGUUGGCAGGCAAAGGUUAAGACACACAAGGGAGGGUGGAUUUGCAGCGACAAGCGAAGCCGAUCAUAGUGCCAUUGAAGAGCUGUCUUCACACGCUCUUACCCGUAGACGGCAAGCAAUGUGGAAAAAGCAAGCCUCCCUGUGUUGGCUCGUAAGUGUCUACGUCGUGUGUCAGCUGGUCGCAGCGAAGAAUAACCAAGUGCGGGAGGAAUACUUUAUUACCGGUAGCAACGGAACGCUGUCCUGUGCCACAUCGGAAAACCAGAACAUUGUGUGGCAAAAGAAUGGCGCAAACAUUUCAAACUCUCGAAUAUCGUUCCUUAUCGUGGAUAGCAGCGAGGCGGUACGAAAGUGGCCGUACUUUGUGCUCGAGGAUGAGGCAGACGAUGCAAAUGCGCAGAAACUGUUCUACACGCUGACGAUAAACAAUUUUACCAAAUCGGACGAAGGGAACUACACCUGCUACAACCUGGAAAAUGGUCUCAACGUGUCGUACUCCGUACGCACCGUAAUUUUACCAAAGAUCACCCAAACUAGCAAUGACAAAAUUAGGACUAAGACGACCAGCAUACAACAGUUGUACUGUGUGAUCGAGGCAUUCCCGCUGUCACACACCGUCUACUGGGUGAAGGAGGAUGCGUCGGGUGAAAACAGUAUGAAGGCGCUGGCCAACAAUUCAGCACAGCGGGAGAUCGACGAACGGCACAUGAAUGCAACCCUAACACUGCGCGAUCUCACAAAAGCCCACAACGGCACUUACUCGUGCGUGGUAAUGCCUUCGGCACAGAUGCAAGCCAACUAUGAGGUUAAGAAAUCGAUGGCCCUUUUGAUCCUGGACGUGCCACAGGUAACGAUCGAUUACGCAAAAGCAGUAGGUGCCAACAAGAUCUAUCUGAACUGGACGGUCAACGAUGGGAAUGAUCCGAUUAAGAACUACAUCGUGCGGUACUUGAAAACGGGUGAUCAGACGUUUACGUACUACCGUGAAAAGAUAGGGGGAAACAAUUCUUUCUACGUGCUGGACGGAUUCGAGCCCGGGACGGAUUACAAGAUCAGUUUGGGUGCAUCCAAUGGGCAGGGUGAUAGCAAACAUCAUGAAUACAGUGAAACCAUUCGGACACUCGACACUGACCCCAGCUUCACGCCGCUAGUGGAAGUGAAAGGAAGCACGCAUUCUACGAUCACCAUCGGGUGGGCUCCACCGCCAGCAAAUCUCACCGAUUACAUCCAAUACUACGAGCUGGUCGUAUCGCUUGCCGGUGUAAAUGCUUCCAUCAUGAAAAAGGAAGCGUUCCAUCCGCAGAAUAGCCGUAAUUUACCGUACAUGUUCGACAACCUAGCUACGGCGACGGAAUAUACCUUUCGUGUGCGGGCUUGCAGUGAGCUGACGAAGAUUUGCGGCAAUUGGUCAGAACCAGUCAACGGAACGACCAGCGAUGGACAAGCAUCGUCUCCACGGAACCUCAAAAUAAGCUGCUCGCAUCACAACAUUUCGCGUCGUAACUUUGUGCGCGUGCGAUGGGAAGAACCGGAAAUUCCAAACGGCAAAAUUAUGUCCUAUCAGACCAUCCUGAGCGGGGUCGCUAACUAUCGCUCGGAGUUUGGUAUGAUGAAGAACGAAAUCUGGGGACCGAAGAUUAAAAACAUUCACACACUGGCCACCGAGUAUGAUAAUGUACCGCCGAACACAAACUACACAGUGAACGUUACAGCCCACACGCGCACGAAACGGCCCGGUGUGGUUGCUUCGGCCACCUGUACCAUGCCGGCUACAACGCCCGACAAUCUUGGUCGCAUCAGUUGGGGCAAGUUACGCACGGACCAAGAUGACUGGAUCUUCAAGUUGUUUUUGCCACGACUUUCCGAACGGAACGGACCGAUCUGCUGCUAUAAGAUAUACCUAACGCGCAUCCACGUACACCACAACGGCUCACUGCCUGCGCCAGAGAACGCACUCAUUACGAGUUAUGCCGACGUGCAUUCAAUCAAUAACACUCACGGAGGAACGUAUCUGGCGGAGGUGUUUGCUGGUAUGAACAGCCAGACGGAGAUAUUUCUGGGCGAUGGGAAGAACAGUCCAGCGGUAGGGUUAUGUCCACAGUGUCUUCAAAUGCGGCACCCGGUGCAUCAUCCAGAACCAGAACGUUCAGCUGUUACAACAGAAUUGCCUGCUGCGAAAGAUGAUCUUCCAGCUGAUGACGAUGUGACAUCAGCGCCUGGCGGAGGACGAACGGGCAACGAAGCGGUACCAUUAGAAGAUGAACGGAAAGCGUCUUCCAAUCACGAAAAACGAGAUACGGGAAAAUAUUUCGAAGCACUGCCUCGUUUGGAGACGGUGUUCGACGGUGCUCUGGAUCCGACUAGUAAUUACACCGGUUUUCUGGAGGUUGUCGUAAAAACCGAUAGUGGUGAUGAUGGACGUGACUACGUCUCAACAUUUAGCGAUUAUUUCCAAGAAAUGAAUGCCGGCGCUCCAUCGGAAGAAGAUACGGAUGGAAACGAUAUCUCCUACAUACUGAACAUUGUUAUUCAAGUCUUACUGGCACUGAUUGCCGUUGUCGUGAUUGUGCUGAUGGUCCUCUGUUUCUUACACAAGCACGUUAGUAACAAUAUUGCGCAGGAAGGAGAAGCGAUUAGUUUGGGUGACUCUUUGAGACGCGCCCUCUGCAAUGGUGGCCGUGGUGUUAAUGCUCAUCAUCGUCAUUUGCUCGGUUCUAACAGUGCCAAGCCGCCGGUCCUUCCGCCGAUCUCGAAAGAUGAUCUCCCGAAAGCGUACAACGAAAAGCACAAAGACUCUGACUACGGGUUCCAGCAUGAAUUCGAGCUGCUACCGGACAAGUUUGCCGACCGAACCACAAAGAACUCUGACAUGAAGGAAAAUAUGCCGAAGAACCGGUAUCCUGACAUCAAGGCGUAUGAUCAGACGCGCGUGAAGCUAACCCCACUGAACGGAUUGGCCGGAUCAGACUACAUUAAUGCGAACUUUGUGAUCGGAUACAAGGAGCGGAAGAAGUUCAUCUGUGCCCAGGGUCCUAUGGAUGCAACUAUCAACGAUUUUUGGCGCAUGAUCUGGGAACAGCAUCUGGAGAUUAUCGUCAUGUUGACGAAUCUGGAAGAGUACAACAAAACCAAGUGUGCAAAGUACUGGCCAGAAAGUACGAACGAUUCUAUUCAGUACGGUGAGCUGCUGAUCACCUUCCAGUCCCUAACAUACUAUGCUGAUUAUAUCGUUCGCACACUAAAGGUCACAAAGCGGUCCGCCAGUUCUGGUGAGGAAACAUCGCGCGAGAUCAGUCAAUACCACUAUCUGGCGUGGAAGGAUUUCAUGGCUCCGGAGCAUCCACAAGGCAUUACGAAGUUCAUCAAUCGUAUCAAUUCCGAAUACUCGCUGCAGCGUGGCCCAAUAUUGGUACAUUGCAGUGCAGGCGUCGGUCGAACAGGCACGUUUGUAGCCCUCGAUACGCUAAUGCAGCAGCUACAGGAGGAGGGUCAGGUGUUUAUUUUCAACACCAUUUGUGAUAUGCGAUAUCAAAGAAAUUUCCUCGUCCAAUCUUUGAAACAAUACAUAUUCUUGUAUCGAGCCCUAGCCGAGCUGGCCUAUUUUGGUGAUACAGAGAUCGACCAAAAGUCGCUGGCAAGCACAAUUGAAGCAUUGAAACAACCGUCUUCAGAGAACGUCGAAAUAUCACGACUUGAGCUCCAGUUUCAGCGUUUAAAAGCGUUCCAAGAGGACACGCGGAAAACCACCACAAUGGGUUCGAGUGAGGAGAAUAAGCCGAAAAAUCGCUCCGAUUCGUGCAUUCCGUACGAUAAGAACCGUGUCAUACUGGCCCCUAUACCGGGGCGGGAUCAUUGCACCUACAUUAAUGCAUCCUUUAUCGAUGGUUACGAUGAUGAGAACAACUUCGUCAUCACGCAGGAUCCGAUGGAAGAAACCAUUUUCGACUUUUGGCGCAUGAUAUUCGAGCAGCGCAUCAAAACGAUCGUCAUGUUUUCAGAGAUUGGUGACGGUGUCAACAACAAGUGUCCCAGGUAUUGGGCAGACGAGGAGAUGAAGUACGAGAACUUGCUAGUGUCGUACAUCCAGAGUGAGAGUGGUCCUUACUACACGAAGCGCGAGUUUACUGUCACCAACUGCAAAACGAACGACACGAUCCACGUGACACAGUUCCAGUAUAAUGGGUGGCCCACGGUAGAGGGCGAAGUCCCAGAGGUAACUCGUGGUAUGAUCGAGAUUGUGAACCAGGCGCAGAAGCAUAGCUCUCAGCAGCAGGACAUCUUUACAAUUGCCGUUCACUGCAGUCUCGGAACGGACAAAAGUUCCCUUUUCGUUGCCAUGUGUAUAUUAGUGAUGCAGCUGAAGACGGAGAAACGUGUUGAUAUUUGCACGGUGGUGCGAAAACUUCGAGCACAACGUAGUUUAAUGAUACAGACAUAUGCACAAUAUGAGUUCUUGCAUAGGGCUAUUGUAAAUUUUGCUGAUCUGUAUAAAAUAUCGCUAGGCAUCGUAAACGAUUGUUGAUAAAAGGCAUAGAGACCGGCUCGAGGUAGUAAUUAAUAUUCGAACAAUAUUAAAGCAAACAAUAUAUUAAACAAAACACUGAACACAAAACAAAAUACAAUAUAUACGUAUCGUAAGUCGGCCAUGAGUGUAGCAAUGGUACUGAGUGAAGAUCAGUAACGAAUGUGGCUUCCUUUGAAAGCACAGGCAAAACGUGGGGGUCAGCAAGACAGAGUCAGUAACAGAAGCAGUAUAGCGUAUGCAAAGUAGGACAGAAGCAAAAGAGAUUGAAGGCUUAUUAUCUGAAACGAUUGACAAACAAGAAAGUUCCAGUAAGAGUUAAGUAGGUGGCUAGUGUGCAGGCUAUUAUGAGAGAGAAAGGUAUGAACCGAUGAACACCGAAACUUAGAAGUUUAACACAGUAAAGAAACGAUAAAACAAACCUAACAUAAUGGGGGAGCUUUGUAGCUCCUUUCAUUUUUUUGGAACAUUUUAUGUGAAGAAUGACAAUUAGGAUUAACUCUUUUUAUAUAUACCGAAUACACUGAUACCACGCGAUACAAGGAACCAACCCGACCGUUCUACAAAAGAAAAUGAAUCUGGAGGGGUGCGCGCAGAUAACAAAACAGAGACAGGAGACUAAAGUCGAUAAUUAUGAACUUUUGGUUUCGGUUAGUUUUUUGGCAAAACGAUCGCUGAUUAGCGGUGGUAAAUCAAACCUCAAUUUCAACUCAGGCCGGCCCGUAAACAGUAAUGGUAACAAAGCGAUGGAUUUUGGGUGCAUUAGACCAACAACAAUACACCUUUGCCUCUGCCGCCCAACCGUGAUAAUGCGGGGUGUGGUGAUGUAUGGGGACAUACGUGCCAUCAAUAGAGGUUUGUUAUUUCUGUUUGUAAUCUUGUUUGCCUACGACACAACGAUCGUCACAUCGCCAACAGUAGGAUUGCAAAUUUUGGUACUAGAUUGAUAUAACAAUCACUUAGCUAGAAUUGUAGAAUGUUCCCACACUGGUGACGAAAAGCCAACACAUUAUUAGGAAACACAUUUUUUGUCGUACAACAAAGCGCCGCGGUAUGCAAAUGCUUUUGCUGCCACAUAAAUCUAGUCUGAUAUGAUAACCUUACCAACACUUUCUCUGAUGUGUUGCAGCUAUAGCCUGUAACUUGCACUCACUGAAAGCAUUCCAUUACACGGUACGCCAUAUCUACAAUGGUGCGCGCAGCAU
Anopheles moucheti is the source of this 5888-nucleotide messenger RNA. It is a transcript of the gene Ptp69D, whose product is annotated as tyrosine-protein phosphatase 69D. The record is from RefSeq and is a predicted model, not a curated record. The transcript has 12 exons. The coding region runs from base 280 to 4683 and encodes 1467 amino acids. Lineage: Eukaryota; Metazoa; Arthropoda; Insecta; Diptera; Culicidae. Gene Ontology annotation, molecular function: protein tyrosine phosphatase activity; protein binding. Gene Ontology annotation, biological process: protein dephosphorylation.